AUGUCCUCGUAUCCUGCUGCAGAGUCUGACGCAAAGACCAUGUUGCCAACGCCCAGAAAACCCCUGAGCAUCGCCAUCCUCCUCAACUCAUACCGCUCAAAAUUCCUACCUGCUAUCCAGGCAUCAUACACCAAAGCCAUCGGUGCCGUGGCCCCGGAUGCGCGGCUCACAUUUUUUGAGCCCGCCAACCGGCCCGACGACGACCUGCCGGACCCGGCUCUUUUUGACCUCAUCGUCUUUGGCGGUGCUAAUGUGGAUGCGCGCAAGUCACACAUGUGGAUUUUGAGGAUACACCACUUUUUACUUAGGUUGGUGCUGUGCCAUCCAAAUCAGAAGAUAUUAGGAUUAUGUUGGGGACAUCAGACGAUUGCAAGGGUGUUUGGCGGCAAGAUCGCCGACAUGGACGUCCCGGAAAUGGGCGUCAAGGCCGUCGACCUAACCAAGGAGGGCAUUGGCUUCUUCUCAAGUGUUGCCAAAAGCAGUAACACCCUCAUGAUCCAGCAACACCACCGACGAGAAGUCGUCGAACCCGGGCAAGGCUUUUCUGCACUUGCCGAGGGUAACCAGAUUCUCAUGAACCAACAGAGGACCAUUCUGACAUUCCAGGGACACCCAGAAAAGGACGCCCAGACGGCCAGGCUCCGAAUGCACGACUCCCAACGCUGGUUUGGGUUCAGCAGCUCGGAUGAGAAAAACUGGGCCGACCUGGACGCCAGUCUCGAGCUGGAACACCAAGGCGAUGUCAUCUGGGAACGUAUACUUGAAUGGGUCAGAGAGCCUACAGUGGAUGCCGAAAUGCAGAUGGAUCGCGAGCCGCAUCGCGAAUCAAAAAUAUAG
Pestalotiopsis fici W106-1 is the source of this 837-nucleotide messenger RNA. RefSeq lists its product as uncharacterized. NCBI's taxonomy places the organism in Eukaryota, Fungi, Ascomycota, Sordariomycetes, Amphisphaeriales, Sporocadaceae. The record is from RefSeq and is a predicted model, not a curated record. Gene Ontology annotation, cellular component: cytosol; nucleus. Bases 1 to 837 code for a protein of 278 amino acids. The transcript has 2 exons.